AUGUUGCCUCUCGAUAUUUUCUGGACCAUGCUCGAUCAGUGUCUUUUCAAGUAUGGAAAUAUUACUCUGCAGCACGAAGCAUUCCACUCGGUUUUUAGUCUCUCUCAGGUAGACCGCCGGUCAAACCAGUACGUUGAGGAGUAUGUUGCACGCCGCAAGCCUCAGCAUUUCCUUCGCCGUGAACUGGGUGAUAUCGAACUUAUACCUUACGAGGAAGGUGACAACCCUGAGAGCUGGUAUCCCGGGCACGCGGCCCACUUUCCCAUCCACAAAAUUGAGGAUUUCCUUGGUAAAGUCAUUCAGGCGGAUUGUCCUUCUUGCUUUGCGUAUCUUUUGGACUAUUGUGGAAUGGAUAUUGGCCAUUGCAAUUGUAAUGGCUGGAGCUUUGCCGCUCUCGCUGUUGCUAGCCGAACUAUCAAGAUCCUGGAAUAUAUGCUCAUCAAUCCCGGUUUGUUUCACACUUUGGUCAUUCUUCUUCUCGGUCCUGCAAAUGUCAACUUCCCUCGGCCCACUCCUCUUGGUCUUUUCGGAAGAUUCGGUGACAGGGAGUUCUUAGAUCAAGUUCUGGAUCUGGUGGAAGACCGAUUGGCUAACCUUAUGCUUCCUAGUGUUGUCGGCGGGGCUUUCACUGCCGACGAUAUCAUUUGGCUAUGCACUUAUAUCAGCCCAAACCAGGCUCGCAGGCUUCAAGCGCUGGGCGUACCCGUUACUGAUGCCUGCGAUUCGGAAUCUAAAUCAACUUCCUGGCACGGUGCCGUUCUGAACGAUGAAGAUUUCCUGGAGUACAUGAGGGUCACUUCGCCCAUGAGCCCUUAUCUCAGGAACAAGCAAGGGAAGUCGCCAUUGAGCCUCGCCAUUUCCCAAGACAGACUCGACGUGGUACAGUGGUUCAAAACGCACGGGCUUGCUAAAGUCUCACAGGAGGUUCACAAAACUACCGAACUUACAGUUGCAAUGGAGCAGACCUCGGAGGACAGCGCUUACAUCGUUUACGAGCUUCUCUCAAUCGAACCUGGUACGUCUCUGAGCCCCGUCUACGUCAGUGCAUUGCUAUAUUACAUGGUCGUUGCCUUGCAUACGAAGGAUAUCGAGAUGCGAUCGGGUGCGGGAGACUAUGAUCGUUGGCGAGCAGAGAGUGAAGUUAUCGCGGCUGAGAAGUGUAGGUCUGUUUUGGCCAUGUCGAAUUUGAACGAUCUUAAUCAAGCAGCGGAGGACGAUCUGGUUCUCACAAUCAAGUAUCAUCAACAUGCACGGCUCCUUGCUAACGAGCUUCGAUUUGAGGAACUGGCAAAGUGUGUCUACCGUUGGGUAGAGGAAUCGUGA
Messenger RNA from Penicillium subrubescens, 1323 nucleotides. RefSeq lists its product as uncharacterized. Lineage: Eukaryota; Fungi; Ascomycota; Eurotiomycetes; Eurotiales; Aspergillaceae. The coding region runs from base 1 to 1323 and encodes 440 amino acids. The record is from RefSeq and is a predicted model, not a curated record. The transcript has a single exon.